Molecule: messenger RNA, 1613 nt
Organism: Porites lobata
Lineage: Eukaryota; Metazoa; Cnidaria; Anthozoa; Scleractinia; Poritidae
Source: the annotation of a GenBank genome assembly
GGUCCUUGUCGCGAAUUGGCGUUCCCAAGUUUUCUUUUCUUUGCCGACAAGCGCCUGAUGAACCACACCAUAAAAACUUUAAAAGUUCGCGAUCUGGAUGAGUGUGAGUUGAGGUGUUACUACGAGCACAAUUGUGUCAGCGUUAAUUUUGAAAACAAAAUGGUUGGAAAUGGAAAAUACAGCUGUGAAUUGAACAAUUCUACACACGGAGAACACGAUGAAGACUUUGUGGAGGCACCAAGUUUCCUUUACCGCGGAACAAAAGUAAGAUCAUUGAAUUUUAACGUUAUCCAGUCUCCGAGCCUAUUAAUACCAUAGCCCAACGCCUCGUCCAAAGGGAAAUGGCUGGAGCUCACCCUUUGGGCUUGACUGUGUUACAAUAUUUUGCAAAGAUCAAAAAUUAAGGAGAUAGUUUCUGUUUGUGAUAACUGCACGGGAUCAUGUGAAUAUUAUGGAAUUUGACGCGCUGAGGGCCAGGUACGUCAUUUAUGAUGGCAGCCGAGUUGGCCGUCAUAUUGGAUGUCAUUGAAAAUUCAGAUUUAUCGCAAUGGAGUAAACGCAAACCAUCUUUCUUUUGAACCCCCCCCCGACUAAAUCUGACAACUACACUAGGUCUCUUCCUUUCGCCAGCCAUUCUCAUUUACUCUCUGAAACGCAAGUUUUUCUCCCUAGACAGUUUUGUUUCAACUGUAGCCGUUUUUCAGAAAUUUCACUUUAUUAUUAUUUUAAGAUCGAAAAUUUUUGUUAUUACCUCUUAAACUGCAAGUGCCUCCCAAAAGAAAGAGUUUUUUGCUACUUAAAUAACAUGAACAAUUAGAGUUGGGCUCUGCCAUUCUUUACUCAUUUUCCUUGAAUCAUGAUAAGGCGGACACCUCUAGCAAAGGUUUCGAAAAGGCUCAGAAGCAUAAAACAAUAUCUCUUUUCCAUAAUAUUUUCCCCAGAAUCCUUGUGGUAGUUCUCCAUGCAAAAAUAACGGGACUUGUCAAUCAGGAUUUACGAAGAAAGGAUAUCACUGCUUGUGUCGAGGCUGGACAGGUGCAAACUGCCAAAUGGGUAGGUCUGAAAAAUGGACUUAAUGGACGUAGUAGUUAUGAAACCACGCAAGCUGUACCGCACUUAAAAGGAAGAAACCACAUGUGAGAACAUUAAUUUGAAAAAAAAGUAUACAAUCCGCUGUAAUAUUAGCCCUGCCAUUGUCGACAAAAUCAUCACAAGCGCAACAAGCGCAGGGCCUUCCAGACGGAAGCAGCGUUUUCAGGAGCUUGUGCAUUGAUGAAAGACUUUUCCUUUUACUUUGGAGGGGAUUCAGGAUUUGCGGCACGUUUCUCUUUACUUUCACCUUCGUUUAGCCUAAAAUUCUCGAUCUGAGUUAUAAUUUGAAGUUGAGUUAAUUUUCGGUGGACUGUCGACCUGUCGUGUAAACGAGACAGUUCCACUGUCCAUUCAUCGUUUUCUUUGCAAAGUAACUGAAUGAGUCUUCUAAUAACUAUCUUCACCGUGAUGAAAACAGUCACGAGUGUAGCCAGAACGCAGAUUGUACAAACACAAAGGGAUCUUACAGAUGCAACUGCAAGACUGGAUUCUAUGGAGAUGGAUACAACUGCACAGGUAUC